Gregarina niphandrodes is the source of this 723-nucleotide messenger RNA. RefSeq lists its product as hypothetical. The record is from RefSeq and is a predicted model, not a curated record. Bases 1 to 723 code for a protein of 240 amino acids. The transcript has a single exon. Lineage: Eukaryota; Apicomplexa; Conoidasida; Eugregarinorida; Gregarinidae.
AUGAAGUUUUUUUCUUGUGUCCCUCGAAGACCUGCAAGUGAAAACGCUGUGCUGACUCCCGUUGUGUUGGCUGGCUUUGUAGUGCCUGUGACAUUCAACAACCAUCUACUGGACCUAUGUUCUGUUGAUAAGUGGCUGAGUCGACCGACCUCAAGGAUGUACGCGAGCGAGUAUAAUGUUUGGAAUGGUGCUGAUAUGUGGGUGAUAUCGGCACUGGGCGAUGAGCUGAAUUGUGUCUACCCGCAAUACCGUGUUAUAUUGGGAGGCCAGUGUUCUGAAAUUCCGAAUGACUUCAAUAGCCAUGAUGAUGAUGAUGAUAACUACCCAUCGUGGCAGGAUGAUUUCAUUAAGCUACUGUGCAAGAGCGAAAAACUUCAGAGUUGCCUAGCGACAGUCCUUAUGGACUUGGCGAAACGUGCUGAGAGAAUGGUUACGCAUUACAUUAAAUGUCGGUAUUUCGGUGACAUUCUUGAAAUAGUAAAUGACAAUCGUUAUAAUGAUAGCCACGUAAAGUGCGACUGUGCCCAGGAAAUUGCUUUCAACCGUUGGCCCGAACGAAGCGCAGACUUUACAGAGCUGGCAGCGAGCUACAAGUGUUUACACACAGUGGAAGAAGACGGUGCGACUGUAUGCGUACCAGCUUCACACCUCACAUGUAGACCUUCGAAAGUUUUAGAAAAUGUUGUUAAAUGUACCAAAAAGAUGGUCGGGUUAAUCGACUGA